Molecule: messenger RNA, 5469 nt
Organism: Lampris incognitus (smalleye Pacific opah)
Lineage: Eukaryota; Metazoa; Chordata; Actinopteri; Lampriformes; Lampridae
Gene: npat
Product: nuclear protein, ataxia-telangiectasia locus
Exons: 16
Coding region: 352-4302 (1316 amino acids)
Cellular component (GO): nucleus
Molecular function (GO): transcription coregulator activity
Source: RefSeq, a predicted model, not a curated record
AUUUUUAAGAAAGAAAGAAGAUCCAUGUCGUUUUGUUGUAGGAUGAUAAAUCAAUAGGUUACGAUGUGUUACUGACUGUAGCACAUAAAUUAUUAGUUCACCAUGUUGCUGCCGUCCGACGUAGCGCGGCUUGUUUUGGGAUACCUUCAAGAAGAAGGAUUGCCCUCCUCUAGUCGAGCAUUCAUUCACGAGAGCCCCAAUUUAAAAGAGUACGUUGAACACAACACCGAAGAUGGAGCCAUCCCCGCUUGUGUAUUUUCGUUGUUUGGGAAGAGCCUGAUAACCAUCUUGAAUGAGUAUGUGGCUGCGAAAGCUAAAGGUAGGUAAUCUGCCUUUGUGUCCAUUCAAAAAAUGUUAAACAUUUUUAGUCGUGUCACUGACCAAUUUGUAACCUUUGUUGCAAAAAUAUUUCCAGAGACCAGUCACGAAGUACCUGCUAUAAUGACUUCACUAUGGAAAAAGCUGGAUUUUACUUUGAAUCAAAUCAAAUCAUUACAGAACUCUCCUGCAAUCUCAGCAUGUCAAAGAGUACGUUCACGGACUGGAGUGGCAAACAUGAGGAGACAGCGAGCCUUGACCUCGUCCGCAGCUUACAGUGGAGUCUGCUCCUCAGCGUCUGAGAUUGGGCCUGUUAUUAGUCCCAUUCAUACAACCCACAUGCCAGGCCAGAACACUCCUGUGAGCUACACAGCCCAGCAGAGCAGACCUGCCUCUAUCAGUGGGACACACCUUCAGAUCCAAGAAGGAGAUUUGCCGGUACAUGUACUCAUUCCAGACCAGAGAAUAACUUCAGGCCCAAUGUCUCCAGGGCGAAGAAAAUGGGAUCCCCCCCGGAGACGAGGCAGUGGUCCGAGUUGGUCCAGUGGAAUUGGGAAGUCCUCCAUGACAGUUAGUAGCCUGGCUGUUGAACACCAGCCUGAGGAGCAACUAGUGAUACAAAACGCACGUGAGAAGAUAUUAGGUGACAGAUCACUACAAGAGAAGCUUGCUGAAAACAUCAACAAAAUUCUUGCAAGUGAUCCAACUCCUCAGACAGUUAAAUCAUCAUGCUGUACGGUGGAAUCCGAUCAGUCUAUUGAUGAAAUUCUGGGACUGCAGGGAGAAUUCCACAUGAGUGAUGAUGCCAUCCAUGACAUCUUGGAGCAAACAGAGUCUGACCCUGCCUUUCAGGCUCUCUUUGACCUCUUUGAUUACAAUAAAACCAGAAUUAUUGACAUUGAACCUGGAGAAGGGGCUGUGAGCUGCAGUCCAGAGGAAAGUGAUUCUGUUGGCCCUCCAUCUACCGAUAAGCCUCCUAAGAAUGAAGAGCCAGGAACUGCACAGAAAGAUGCAACAAGUACUCCAGUUGCAACACCAGCUGCUGGGCAGUUGAGGACAGGACAAGAGCCUAAGACCAGGAAAACCAGAAAGUCUGUUGUCUCCAGCUCUUCAAAGAAAACAGUUCUUAAUUUCAGUGGCAGAUUGUCCAGACUUGAUAACACUGCAGCCGGUUUGUUGGUCACUCAUGAAAAACAAUUGGCCAACUCCCCCUCCUCUGCCACAGUGGACUCUAACAGAGGAGAAAAUGACUCUCUGCCUUGUGGUAAUGGUGUAGCACCCAUGGAUGUAGAUGAAACUCUGAAUAAUUCUCCUCGAUCUUCUGAAAGCAAGGACUCUCAGGGGGCGUUACAGCCACUCGGCAAGGAAACCACUCCCACCAUCACUGCAUCAAUCAUCACAAACUCAACAAACAGGAGUAUUGGAUCUGCUGCACCAGAAACCAUAUCUGUAUUAAAUUUAAACCAAAUGGAGAACAAACAAGUACAAGGCAUAUCAGAAAAUACAAACGCUGUAGAGGAGAAUAGAAUGGGCAUUCAUGCAUCCCCUCUUUCAGGUCCUUCUUGUCAGUCUAGCUUUGUUUCACCUGUAUUGGAUAAGUCAGGUAAGACUUCUCCACAAAAUGACUUGCCUCAUGUGACAGUGGCAGAUCCGGUCAGUGGAAAAAACCCUCAACCAGUGGCUUCUUCCUCAGUAACUUCUCCUGAAUCAGUCUCAACCUCAUCUCCUACUGCCACACCAAACCAUCAAACUAUAAACCCCAUCGCCCCAAACAAGGAUACAGUCGAGCCCACUAACAUAAUUUCCCUAAAGAUCAUCAUCGAUGAGCAGAAUGAGGCUUGCUCAAGUGACUCUGCAUUGAAUCAGGCUGUUUCCAGCAUCUCUGGAGACAAUAUACCGACCAUCUUCCUUUCGUCUCCAGCCAAGUUACCUGCCAGAGCCCCUGCCAGAGUCCCAGACACACCACAGACAAAUCAAGAUGAGACUGCACAGGCAGUCUGCAGCCUCCAGAGCUCUGAGGUCCUCCAACCUGUAGCAACAGAGGCUCAUUCUGUUAGUAGGAAAACUGGGGUGCUAGCUGCACCUACAUUAAGUGGGACAUCACAGACUCAACCAAGCUACAUAUUUCAACUACCUUUGGAUGCUACUAACUCUCCCCUCCCAAGGGCCACUACCAGCUUCCUUCUUGUGACUGACCCCUCAGCGGCAGACCCUCAGGCAAGACAAGUGUUGGUACCUGCUGGAAUCCCUCAAGGGCACCCUUCUAUGGCCACACUGCCGCACUCUCAGAGCUAUCCCACUGCAUCAACGCUUGUCUUGCAGUCCUCUGUUCAGCCCAUGAUGGUUCCUGUAUCUGUUAUGGGGCAAAACGCUGUUGGAAAGUUCCAGAUGGUCACCAAUCAGCUUGUCACAGUACCAAGCCCUGUAUCAAUACAGCAGCCAGAAAUGGUCCAACCCAAAGACCCCACAGUGGCCCAUAAGCAGUCCAAAGUUUCGGGUAUAACACAAACUACAGAAAAAAAUGUUGGUAAACUGGUCCAACCCUCGUCUGCUGAAAACCCAGGCCUACAGAAGAUGCCACUAGGGGCUAGUCCCAGUCAUAGGAGGAUCCUCUGCUUUGACUCCUCUGGAGAGGCCCCGCCCCAGCUGCAUACAGCCAAAACAACGACACCCACCACACCUUCAACCACAUACAGUCCCCUAACACAACCUGCACAACUGACUGAGAAAGAUAACCCUCAACUGGCCCCUCGAACAAAGCCAGCUAUCCUCAGUGGCAAUAAGCCCAAGAGAAGGAUUUAUGUUGGAAAAUGUACUGAUGACACCCAGGCUGGGUUAGGGCUGUCAGGAGCAAAGAAUAAAUCCCCACAACCACAGCAGGAAGUAACUGAAAGAAAGACACCUCGCAAACAGAGUCACAAAGUCUGUGACCAAAAAUCGCAAAGUUUGAGCGAUAUUAGGGCUGAUGCCUUGAAACCUGGCUCCUUGAAGAAAUUACUCUCAAGUGGGAGAUCAAAAUCUGUUGAGAGGAAAACUAAUAAUGAUGGCAAUGGUAAUCAAGCAAAAUCUAAGGAUUCCAGUAUUUCAAAAUCAUCGUCGUCUGACAAUUUACUGAAAUCCGGGAGCAGGAAGGAGAAUGAGGAAGCCGGCAGGAAAGACCCAGCAGAGAAAGGCCUUGCCAAAUCACGUGAAGGACGUACAGAGAAAAGGACCUCCUCACAGGAGUCACCUAAUGUGACAGCCAACAAGGAGAAUGAGAUAGAGGGGAGCAGGCGAGAGCUGCAACAACAGUCUACAUCCUCUUCAGAACGAAGAGAGUCAAACCUACCCCCUGUCACUGCAGCAGCAGCAGCAACAGCUCCUCCUACUUCCCAGUCCAACUCCAGUAAAGUGACCUCCAAGACAAGCUCUCUGGCCAAACAGGCGGCUGAGAUGCUCCAGGACAUCCAGGGACUCAACUCUCCCUCUACCCCAGCCAAGAAGGCCUGCAUAGGCCAUACAGAUGCUCCCAUUCCUCCAACUUCUCAGCCCAGUCGUAUCCAGGAAGACAUUAUGGAUUGUCCCAGGACCCCUGCCCGACAGAGGCAGGAUAGAGUGGGAGAGGGUACUCCCAGGCACCCGAUGCCCCCUACCACCCCAGAGCUCCCUACCUGCAGCCCAGCCAGUGAGGCUGGCAGUGAAAAUAGCAUCAACAUGGCUGCUCACACUCUCAUGAUCCUGUCACGUGCUGCCAUUGCCAGAACAGGCAGCCCAUUGAAGGACAGCUUGCGUCAAGAGGAGAUAGGAGAAAAGUCUCCCACUACCUCCAAGAACUCCAAAAAGCGCAAGCAGCCUUCUCCACCUGCCAGCCCCCCAGUCAAGAAGGAGUUGAAACGUCUAUCCAGCAGCAAAAAGAAGGAAAAGAAACACAAGAAAAUUUUGGAUUGCUUCCCUGAUGAUUUGGAUGUGGACAAGUUUCUCUCUUCUCUUCACUACGAUGAGUGACACUGGUCACUAGUUGGAAUACUGAGGACUUCCAGAUCACAACCUGAUUAGAUUACUUUCCAGGAAUAGUACAAGCCAUCUGCUAUUAAAGUGCCUAAAACACCCUUCAGUAGCCUUGCCUGAGACCUUGUAAUUUCUUCCUUGGCCAAUUAAAUAAUCUUCUUCUGCAGUUUGGAUAGCAUCCACAUAGAAUCAGUAUUAACUGUAGGUCAACCAGGAAACUGUCAACUUAAGUUAAUUAAUUCAUUUGAUCUGAUUAUCCAUGUUCUGUACUGCAGCAAAAGAUUUGCAGAAUUUAGAGCACCUCUGUGUAAGUGGCGCUGGUAGUAAAGGUCAGAUCUCAAAGCAUAUCCUUGGUCAAUAUUUGACUCUUAUGAAUGCAGCUAACACUGUUUUUUUCUGGGUUAGGGUUUAAAUGAUAUCAAGGCAAAUGUCGGGACAUAUGAAUUUAAAUCUAAGUUUAAUGAAUCCUGCACCAAAAGAUUCGCAGAAUUUAGAGGACAUCUAAGUGGCGCUGGUAGUAAAGGUCAGAUCUCAAAGCAUAUCCUUGGUCAAUAUUUGACUCUUAUGAAUGCAACUAACACUGUUUUGUCUGAGUUAGGGUAUAUAUGACAUCAAGGCAAAUGUCUGGACUUAUGAAUUUAAAUCUAAGUUUAAUGAGGAAUCCUGUUGCGUACUUGUCAUCAUGUACGUUUCUUGCUCUGAAGUCUGGUUCAUCCAUCCAUCCAUCUAUUAUCCAAACCGCUUAUCCUGCUCUCAGGGCCGCGGGGAUGCUAGAACCUAUCCCAGCAGUCAUUGGGCGGCAGGCGGGGAGACACUCUGGACAGGCCGCCAAGCCAUCACGGGGCCGACACAUUCGCACCUAGGGACAGUUUAUUACGGCCGAUUCGCCUGACCUGCAUGUCUUUGGACAGGAAGGAAAUGCAUGCGGACACGGGGAGAACAUGCAAACUCCACACAGGACGACUUCUGUCUGGUUCAUUGAAAGAUUAAAUAUUGAAAUGUUAAUUUGUGAAGGAAACUCAUGUUUAUAUAUUUUCAUAGAUGAGAAUAAUUCAAAGUUUGAAAGACGCAAAAAUGUAACUGUCUUGUUCAAACUUGUUUACCCCGGUUAUGUUAGUUCCCAUAAUCAACAUAUUCUAAAAAUGUUUUUUAAUAAACAAUGAA